AUGGAUUUUAUCAGAGAGGUUAGGGUGUGUGGGGGGGGCGUCCCGCCGCUCUUGCUGGUGCUUCUGGAGUGCUGGGCUUCCGUGAGCGCCCAGGCCGGGGCCACCGUGGCGGUGACGACGGAGGCCCUCAACUCUACGGAGCCAGCCCCGAUGACUUUCCGACCUGCCUUAUCUCCUAAACCCCUCAAUACCCCCAGGGUCCCCGAGCCCUCCUCCGGUCCCAGACCCACCCCGGUCACUGACGUUGCUGCUCUGUGUGUGUGUGACCUGUUUCCAGUACAGUGUGACGUCAACUGCUGUUGUGACCCUGAUUGCAGCUCCAUGGAUUUCAGUGUCUUUUCUGCUUGCUCAGUUCCGGUUGUCACGGGUGAUAGUCAGUUUUGUAGCCAAAAAGCAGCCAUCUAUUCAUUGAAUUUUACAGCAAACCCACCUCAGAGAAUAUUUAAACUUGUCGACCAGAUCAAUCCAUCUAUUUUCUGCAUUCAUAUUACAAACUAUAAACCUGCAUUAUCCUUUAUUAAUCCAGAAGUGCCUGAUGAAAACAAUUUUGAUAAAUUGAUAAAAUCAUCUGAUGGUUUUUCAUGGAAUGCAGAAUCAGAUGUUUCUAUCACAGCUGAAUCAGAUACUCCAAAUACUUCUAAAUAUGAGUAUGGGGUUCCUCUGCAGACUUCAGAUUCAUUUUUGAGAUUUCCUUCUCCCCUUACGUCAUCUCUGUGCAGCGAUAAUAACCCUGCAGCAUUUUUGGUGAACCAAGCUGUUAAGUGCACCAGAAGGAUAAAUGUAGGACAGUGUGAAGAAAUUGAAGCCCUGAGCAUGGCCUAUUACAGCAGCCCUAAAAUUUUGAGGGUGCCUAAUUCAGUAACAGAGGGUACCCCGAAACCUUCCCGGGUCCUUGUCAGGAUUGCUGGCCCGCUCCCGGGUGCCGUCUGUCCAGUCUGGAAGGUCCCUAUCACUGUUCAGUCCAUUGUCAUUCAGUCUAUCAAUAAAACUCUAACACGACUGGAAGACACGGACACAUUGAAGCAGGCUCUUGUCGAGACUGGGGCUGUUAAAAUCUGCACUAAGGUCGUUCUAGAGGUGAAGUACAGUCUGACAUUUACAGAUGCCGGUGAAAUAACAAAAGCUCAUCUGUCUGUCCUUCUGGGGACAAUUAGCAAUGCAGUGGUUCCGCUUCAGCAGACGUUUGAAAUUCAUUUCAUUCAGCAAAGCACGAAGCCGGUUCCUCUCAGUGGAAACCCCGGUUACGUGGUGGGGCUGCCACUGGCUGCCGGAUUUUGGCCUCCCACGGGGUCGGGGAUCAUUCAGACCAUGAAUCGAUACGGACAACUUACUGUUCUUCGUAGCACAGCUGAGCAAGACUGCUUAGCAAUAGAGGGCAUCCGGACCCCAGUAUUAUUUGGUUACAAUAUGCAAUCGGGCUGUAAAUUAAGGCUGACUAGAGCGACCACGUGUCUGCUUGUCGCGGAGAAGAUGAAGAGCCUGCUGAGGGGCCAGGGCUUCCCAGAUUUUGUGGCCCCUUUUGGAAAUUCCCGGGCCCAGGAUGUGCUAGACUGGGUGCCUGUCCACUUCGUCACCCAGGCAUCCCACGUGAAGGAUUCUUGCCAGCUCCCAGUGGCUUUAGUUAUAGAAGUGAAGUGGACUAAAUACGGAUCUUUACUGAACCCACAGGCUAAAAUAGUCAACGUAACUGCAAAUCUAAUUUCAUCCUCAUUUCCUGAGACCAACUCAGGAAAUGAAAGGACGAUUUUUAUUUUCACUGCGGUUACUUUUGUGGAUGUGUCUGCACCUGCAGAGGCAGGCUUCAGAGCUCGGCCAACCAUCAAUGCCAAGCUGCCCUUUAAUUUCUUCUUCCCGUUUGUUUGACGUCCCACUGAAAUGAGUACAAAAAUAGGAAAGUAUUGUAUAAAAUUAUGCAAGUAGAGUACAAGGCCUCAGGAGGGGAUCUUCCCCCAAAUGUCAUGUUAAUUACAGUGGAAUCUUGGGUCCAAUGACAUUUCUGUACCAGGCACUCUUGCUAGCUCGCUCUCCAGCUGGUGGGCUGGUGUGGGCUGCCACAGAGCAGUUCCAAGCAGCUGAAGCUGGGAAGAAUAUAGUAGGAGGGCCCGCAGGAAGGAGAGAGUUUAUUUUAUACAUUAAUUGUACAGUAAUUGAGAAAAAUGGUGUCAGGUGGAGCCAGCUAGAAGCUGGAUGAUGCAGCUGGAUGAUGCAGAGGAGGGGGCUGGGUACUUGAGAACAGCCUCCCCGGGAGAACUCGCAAUAAGAGAAGCUGUUUAGAACAUCCUGGACAUAUAUAAGGCCUUUCUAGAAUGGGCGGGUAGCCAAGGUAGCUUUUUUUUUUUGGUCUUUCACAGUGCUCAUAUGAAAGCAUGCACUGGUUCUUCAAGAUCCAUGUGAAGUAUGAAAACUGUACAUUUGAUGAGAUUAAAAUUUAUAUACAACUA
This is a messenger RNA of Pteropus alecto (black flying fox), 2441 nucleotides long. RefSeq names its product tectonic family member 1 (gene TCTN1). Lineage: Eukaryota; Metazoa; Chordata; Mammalia; Chiroptera; Pteropodidae. The record is from RefSeq and is a predicted model, not a curated record. Gene Ontology annotation, biological process: cilium assembly; protein localization to ciliary transition zone. Gene Ontology annotation, cellular component: MKS complex. The transcript has 17 exons. The coding region runs from base 1 to 1863 and encodes 620 amino acids.